CUUCGGAAGGCAUCAGGCUGUAGUCAAGAUAUUAUUGCGUCAAACUAGAAGACCUGAAGUUGAGACAAGUUUCCAGUCGACAUGGACAAAAGGAGUUGUUGGACUUAUUGUACGUCAAGAAGAUUUACCUUUCUCAAUAAAUGGCCUUUACUCCUGAUAUUAUCAUGAAUCCUCAUGAUUUCGAGUAGGAUGACUGUGGGUAAACUACUAGAAGUUUUGGGAAGCAAAGCGGGAGCAAUCGAAGGGAAAUUCGAGACGGCUCUGCGUUUUCAGGGAUCCUGCAGAAGUCCUUUCACAAGUUUUGAGUGACCAUGGAUACCACUACCUUGGGAAAGAAAUUUUGUAUUCCGGAGUCACUGGAGCGCCACUCGAAGCAUUUAUUUACUUCGGCCCUGUCUAUUAUCAACGACUGAAACAUAUGGUAAUGGAUAAAGUUCAUGCUCGUUCUCGUGGUCCUGUUACUGCAUUGACUCGUCAGCCUACAGAGGGUCGUAGUCGUGAAGGCGGCUUGCGAGUUGGAGAGAUGGAACGAGAUUGCUUUAUCGCCUAUGGAACAUCACAGCUACUGCUGGAACGUCUUCUGCUUUCUAGUGAUGCGUAUGAUGCUUGUGUUUGCGAGAAGUGUGGCUUGUUAGCUACAUCGCCUAAUUGGUGUCAGUAUUGUCGAAGCAGUCGUCGGGUUGUUUCUGUGCGUAUGCCUUAUGCUUGCAAAUUACUAUUCCAGGAAUUGAUGUGCAUGAGAAUCCUACCACGUCUUCGCCUAAGGACUACCUAUCAAAGUAGUGUACAAACAAGACCUGUAUAGUUUUAAAUACAAUCCCUUUUAUUAA
Heterobilharzia americana is the source of this 830-nucleotide messenger RNA. Lineage: Eukaryota; Metazoa; Platyhelminthes; Trematoda; Strigeidida; Schistosomatidae. The record is from the annotation of a GenBank genome assembly.